CCCCAGAUUACUGCCCUCUUCAUCGCCAACCUCACAGUCGGCCCAAGCCUACCACUUGUCACCAUAACUUCUGGUUUGGUUUGAAUUCCCAACUGCAACCCAACUCACAACUCAGACAUAAUUACAAGACUUGACCGGCGUCCGGCCCCCAAGCUGUACCAACCCGACAAACACUCGUUGGCUGCUUACACACAACGCAACAACCACGGCCACCAAUCGACCACAACAACACACAUCCAUAAGGUACAUAACCCGUCACAACAAUCAUCCUGAUGUUUCCCAGGUACGCCACCCCCUCCCCCUUCUCCCCUUGCCCAACAGCCUACACGAUCACAGUCUCCGGCCCAACAGCAACCAUAUCAAUCCUAAUCCCGCCACGCUCGAACAAUGUACUUGUACCUCCGCCAACCUGGCUCUCGCCGGAACGCCACACCCUCGCCUUGCUGCUAUGCACAGCCAUCACUUUACUAUCCCACCCCCGCAUCCUCAAGAUCAUUAGCUCCUGGGCCGCCUACUUGCUCUGGCCUAGCCGGCCGUUGCUGUGUCGCCUAUCCCUGCUCACCACCACGAUCCACAUCCCGGCCCUCCUCCGCCCGCCGUCGCCGCCCAACAUCCGCACUGACUCGUUCUCUCCUUUCCCCUCCCCCUACUGGGCAACGACGCUGCAUCUCCUGCUCCUGCAGUGGCAAGCGCCGCGCAGGGUCUGGGUGGCGCGCACGGCGGUGGUGUCAUACACCAUCGUCUUCCUCAUGCUCGCUUGGCUGCCGGCGGCGGCGGGCGAGGAACUGCUGGUGGGGUGGGUGAUUCCCCAGUUGGCGACACUGGGAUCUUUGUAUCUCCGGUCCGUGCUGGCCACGCUGGCGGUUCGGUUGCUCGUCUGGGCGGCGGUGGACGGUGUGCUGGGUGUUGUUGCGUUGCCGGCGAUGGGGUCGUUGUUCCUCCUCGUGGCGGAGCCGCUGUACUUCUUCGGGGAUGUGUUUGGGCACGCCGCUGAGUUUCUCUCGUCGUUGGGUUGGUGAGUUCCUACUAGUACCUUACACAGUAUAACGGUUUGAGACCCGGGUUAGGGUGAAUACAGUAGGUAGUAGUCAAUGGCAUGCGGCUUCUGCAGGCGAUACUCAUAUAGGUAUCUUUGUUCGCUUC
Chaetomium strumarium is the source of this 1143-nucleotide messenger RNA. RefSeq lists its product as uncharacterized. Bases 273 to 1019 code for a protein of 248 amino acids. The record is from RefSeq and is a predicted model, not a curated record. NCBI's taxonomy places the organism in Eukaryota, Fungi, Ascomycota, Sordariomycetes, Sordariales, Chaetomiaceae. The transcript has a single exon.